GCCACGACGCGGCGCUCCGCAACCUCGUGGAAACGAGUCAGUUUUCCGCGGAAACGGCGAACGACGACGCAACUGCGGAAAAGCGGCUUGUCGGAGGAAUCGGAAAAGUCGCAUCGCGCUUUAGUGCACGCUUGUAUGGAUGACUGGUAUUCUUUGCGCUCGAGGUCAACGAUUACUUGACCGAUGGUGCGAUCUAACUAGAACACACAAAUGAUAUCGAGAGAACUGCCACUCAUUUGAGCAGCUGCUGCCAUAACAAUACCGUAGCGGCGCUACGUCACCGAGGAGUAUAGAAAAAGUGAAAAAAUCCGGGUCUGGUGAAAAUGGCGUGUUCCCAUCCGAGAGUUCCGCUGGAAGUUUAACCGAACGCCUGUUGUUCGUUAAGCGCAGUAAACUGAAUCGUCUCGAAAUGGGGCCUUUUGUGAUGCUGCAACUGCUCUAUUGCUCGCUGGUACACAGCGCUCGUUUAGCAACGUCCAGUGCAGGUAACAGCGGUCUCAAGUGGGUACGCGUAUCGGUACCUCAGUACCGGAUCCCUGGCGAAUCUGCGACCUGCUACUGUGACUACGAUCUGGGCAACGAUACGCUUUAUGCCGUGAAAUGGUACAAGGAACACGAAGAGUUCUACCGGUUCGUGCCCAAAGCGAGGCCUCAGAAGACCUGGUAUAAGGUGGAAGGUGUGCAUGUAGAUAUUCAAACGAGGCAGCUAAGUAUCCUGGGUUCCCAUUUGAACCAGAAAUACAAGCAGUCCAUCAUUGGAACAUUUCUCGCAGUUAACCUUUUCUUCACCAGCUUAUUAGUAUUAAAAUUGAGUAGAUACCUUUGUGAUUGUAAUGAUUUCAAAAGAAGUGAUGUCGUGAACUUUAUCUAACCAUUCUUCUCCCCGAGGAGCGUCAACUCUAAAAUAAGUAUUUCUGAAGAAACAUACUGUUGUAUAGUCCAGAUGUAAAAGCUUCACAACUGAACCUGUCGAAUCUAAAAAGAAUUCGUGAAUCAGAAAUAGUAGUUCAACCAUUUUUAAACUUACACGAGACACAAAAGGACCAAGCACAAAUUUAACGAAUUCCAGAUGU
Molecule: messenger RNA, 1073 nt
Organism: Acanthoscelides obtectus
Lineage: Eukaryota; Metazoa; Arthropoda; Insecta; Coleoptera; Chrysomelidae
Source: the annotation of a GenBank genome assembly